Molecule: messenger RNA, 540 nt
Organism: Mixia osmundae IAM 14324
Lineage: Eukaryota; Fungi; Basidiomycota; Mixiomycetes; Mixiales; Mixiaceae
Exons: 6
Coding region: 1-540 (179 amino acids)
Biological process (GO): N-terminal peptidyl-methionine acetylation
Cellular component (GO): NatB complex
Molecular function (GO): protein-N-terminal amino-acid acetyltransferase activity
Source: RefSeq, a predicted model, not a curated record
AUGAGCCUUCUACGGCCCUUCCGAGCGACAGACAUCUUCUCCUUCAACAACAUCAAUCUCGAUCCCUGGACCGAGACAUACUCUGUGGCGUAUUAUCUGGGCAAUCUAGCGACAUGGCCGCACCUUUUCUCUGCUCAGGAGAACGCACAAGGCAAACUGAUGGGCUAUGUGAUGGGCAAGACUGAAGGGCCGGGCACCGAAUGGCACGGGCAUGUGACAGCCAUCACUGUCUCGCCCGAGCACAGGCGACUCGGCCUCGCAAAGGGCAUGAUGGCUCUCCUCGAGAAAAUGUCGGAGCUUCACCGAGCCUACUUUGUCGACCUCUAUGUCCGCGUGUCCAACAAUCAGGCGAUAGACAUGUACGAAGGACUGGGCUAUUCGGUUUACCGGCGCGUCAUAGGCUAUUACUCAGGUGGAGUCAAACCAGGGGAAGAGGAUGCAUUUGACAUGAGAAAAGCAUUAUCGCGAGACGUAAAGCAGCAGAGCGUGCGCGCCAACGGCAGAGACCACAGAGUCUCCCCGAGCGAAUGCUGGACAUGA